AUGGGUACCGUUAGGUAUCCGCAGCCUCUACGACAGCCUAUCCUUAGGGGAAACUACUGGCAACAGCGAUCGUUAAUUGCGCUGCGUUCGUCUUAUACACCGCCCAUCACAUCGUCCAUCUUUGGCCCUCAUCGUCUGAGUAGCCUAGAUGCGACUGAAUGCGAUCUUCCAGUGCUUUCUGUGAUCUGCCGUUGUUUGACCAGAAAUCGUGCUGACAUAAUUUCUAUGGGAUCAGCUUCACGAAGAUCGCAAGCACCUAUUGACCACACUGCUGGACAACUAUCUAACGAGCCGAAGGCCCCCCAGGAUCCUAUAAGCUUUCCGCAAUCUGGCGAGAAAUUGGCUAACAACAAUGGUGGUGAUAUCGUAACUCAGAUAGAAAAUACGCAGCUCUUCUAA
Messenger RNA from Necator americanus (New World hookworm), 399 nucleotides. RefSeq lists its product as uncharacterized. The record is from RefSeq and is a predicted model, not a curated record. NCBI's taxonomy places the organism in Eukaryota, Metazoa, Nematoda, Chromadorea, Rhabditida, Ancylostomatidae. The transcript is spliced from 4 exons. Bases 1 to 399 code for a protein of 132 amino acids.